UCAUUCUAUGACAAAUAUUUGUCAAUUGUUUAUUGUUGUAAUUUGACAAGUUUCAUAAUAAGCAAGAUUUUUAUUAGUUUAGUGACUUUAGUUUUUAAUUUUAAUGCUAAGAUAAAGAUAGGGAGCAGUAAACAAACAAUAUGGAUUUCCCUGCUACACCAUCAAAUGCUUCAGACAGUAAUGAAUAUCCAGGAACUACCCGUUCGCCGUUCAAUAAUGCGCCAGAUGACAAUAAGAGGCGUAGCUCAUCGAGAUCUAUAAAACGUAGGCGAUUCGACGAUGAGUUGGUUGAAUAUAGCGGUUUGCCUGGGGCUUCCCUUGGUAAAGGUGAUAAAAGGAUGCGGACACAGUCGUAUACUAGCCAAGUUUCCGAGGUUGCUGCUCCGAGUGCUCCUCCAACACCCGCUCCUCCGCCUCAGGAGCGCCGUAGAGCUUCGAGCAAGAUCUCCGCUGGCGGUGUUAGGCGCAAGGCUAGGCGUAAGGGCCAGCUAAGUCAUAUGUCCACUAAGGAUCUUGGGCGCUGGAAACCAACGGAUGAUCUUGCUUUAAUAUUGGGAGUACAACAGACUAAUGAUCUGCGAGUAGUGCACCGUGGCGUGAAGUUCACAUGUAGGUUCACAGUCAGUGAACUCCAAUCUCGUUGGUAUGCACUCCUGUACAACGCUGAAAUCUCACGAGUGGCUGUUGCAGCUAUGCGAAACUUACAUCCAGAUUUGGUCACAGCAGUGCAGCAGCAAGCAUUGUAUUCUACUGCGGAGGAAGAAUUACUGGGGACUUUAUCAAGUGCCCAUGCACAGCCAAUAGAACGGUUCCAGGAGUUGCUAGAGCAGAAUCCGCAUGUAUUCUAUCCCUCAAGGACACCUAAGUCUUUAAUGGCACACUAUCAACUGCUGAAGCAUUACCAUCUGUUGCCAGAUCAAACUGUACAACCAUUGCCUAAAAAUUCAGCCGAUAGAGUACUGACAUUCUCUGAUGCAGAGGAAACCAUAAAUGAUUCAGAAUUGACAGAUUACCAUGAAGAUGGUAUUGAUGCGGAAAUGCAAAUAGCUGACAGGGUUGACAAAAAGAACAUUCGUCUGCUAGAGACGUCGCUGACUCGCUGGCAAGUGUUGGUGCAGUCUCUCGCCGGCGGCAACGUCGAGCUGGACAAGAACACGCUCGCCGUGUUGCGCGGCAGGCUCGUGCGGUUCCUCAUGAGGUCACGAGAGGUAAGCCGUGGAAAAUAGACUAAAACUGCAUGCAAGAACAAUGCUAUAAUGAGUGUUCUUAAAUAUAAUAUUGGCCUUUGCGAAGAACAAUAGGGAUGACGACGUUUUUUUUUCAGUCUUGUCUCGUAGUUCAAUCCAUAUAAUGGAUACGUAUUUUUUAUUUUGCCCCGCAAUCAUAUAUGGAUCAGAUUACAGCGAAUGAAAAUUACGCUUGACAUCACGAUUGUGUAUAAAUUAUAAGAAAUCGUUGCGUCACACCCCCUUUCCUAA
Trichoplusia ni (cabbage looper) is the source of this 1478-nucleotide messenger RNA. Its product is annotated as microspherule protein 1-like. Gene Ontology annotation, molecular function: G-quadruplex RNA binding. The record is from RefSeq and is a predicted model, not a curated record. Bases 141 to 1226 code for a protein of 361 amino acids. NCBI's taxonomy places the organism in Eukaryota, Metazoa, Arthropoda, Insecta, Lepidoptera, Noctuidae. The transcript has 6 exons. Gene Ontology annotation, cellular component: MLL1 complex; NSL complex; Ino80 complex. Gene Ontology annotation, biological process: positive regulation of transcription by RNA polymerase II.